GUUGUUGUUUUUCUUCACAUUAACUCGUGUCAGUUGCUAAUCCCAAAAUCUAGCAAAGACUCGGUCCGUGGUCACAAAAAUGCUAGAGCCAUCAGAAAAUCUGAAGAACACACACACUACUAGCAAGGAAAGGGUGCGCAAGCCCGAGGAGGUACACCUGCAAUCCCUGCAGCACGUUUGCGUGCUCAAACUGAACUACACGCCCACACACUUCAAAUCGACUACAGCAGCAGCAUCACCCCCCUUGUCCCGCAUUUAACCAAAAUGAAUGUUUGUCGACUACAGCGUACUGCUGUCUGAAGUGCUGUCUGUACAAUAAUAACAUCACGGUGCAUGGUACACAAGCUUGGGGCAUGGAGCUGCUGUCUGAAGUGCUGUCAGAAUGAGCCCGUGGACAUACAAUGAAGAAGAACGCCCAACCAAAGCCAUCAUUGCAAUUGACAAUCACCCGAAUCUAUCCAGAUCAUCUGUGUUAGGCACAGCAGUGUAAACAUAGACACUGACAAGGAAUCGUUCCACAUUGAAGGGGUCUUCCACGAUCAGGCACAUAACCAAGGCACCCGGGUUAGCCACGCCAUCUCUGACGGGUCUCUCUACAAAACCAGUGACGACGUCAUCACAUAGAACCAACACCGAAAAUCAGGAAAAAAACGAGAANCGUCUCUAUACAAAACCAGUGACGUCAUCACACACACCCCACACCUGUAUUCAGGAAAAAAACGGAAAAAUAAUUGACAAUGCAAGAGAUGUUUGUCCGUGCGCCACGGUCGAUACCGUCCGCCUGCUCCGGUUCCGCUGCUCCGGUUCCGCUGCUCCGGUGCCGCUGCUCCGGUGCCGCUGCUCCGGUGCCGCUGUGGCCAGUCCUAGCACGACCAAACUCAACCCGCUCCGCUCCGCUUCGUACACGCUCUCGUUGCUGUCCUUCCCAGUCGGUUCCUCGCUUUCUCCCUCGUCGCACUUAGGGUUCUCGGUCUGAAGAUUCUCGCGCCGAAGGGUCAACCAGCCCAAUCAGCUCGUCACCACCUGUCCCCUCCUCCUUUGAUGGCAAAACCAGGUUACUGAGACAGUACAGCUCCCUCUAGCAAACCUAGGGCCGUGUACAUAGUGCCCGUCCACCUUUCUGAUGACGUCUGCCUCCGCGCACAAAGAUGAGAUGGGCAUUGCUGCCUACACCGACGGCCUGGAGGCCCGCGC
Molecule: messenger RNA, 1194 nt
Organism: Ectocarpus sp. CCAP 1310/34
Lineage: Eukaryota; Phaeophyceae; Ectocarpales; Ectocarpaceae
Source: the annotation of a GenBank genome assembly